AUGCCAGACCCUUCUCAUGUAUUAGAAUAUCAACCUGUGGAGUUAGAAGAAGAUUUAUCGUAUGAAGAGCAACCCAGUACAGAUCUGGAUAGGAAAGAACAAAGGUUGCGUUCUAGAUCUAUCCCGGUAGUGAAAGUUCUGUGGAGAAGUCAAACUGUUGAAGAAGCUACUUGGGAACCCGAGGAGCAAAUGCGGGCCAAGUACCCUUAUCUCUUCCAUUGA
This is a messenger RNA of Prunus armeniaca (apricot), 222 nucleotides long. NCBI's taxonomy places the organism in Eukaryota, Viridiplantae, Streptophyta, Magnoliopsida, Rosales, Rosaceae. The record is from the annotation of a GenBank genome assembly.